AUGGCAGCUCAGGCCACUGAGAAGCUGGAACAGCUCGACCUGAACGGCCAGAACGGCGCCGCCAAAACGGACGCCGCGACAGCCGCUCCUGGCGAAGCAGAGGACGACUCUGACGAUGAUCAAGAAGAAGGCGACGCUGCCCCAGAUGCCGCAGCGACCGGAGCCGCCAAAAAGAAGAAGAAGCGCAAGCCCAAGAAGAAGAAGAAGGGCGGUGCCAAGGCCCAGAGCUCUCCGCCACGGGUGCCCGUGGCCGACCUGUUCCCGAACAACCAGUUCCCCGAGGGCGAGAUCGUCGAAUACAAGAACGAGAACGCCUACCGCACCACCAACGAGGAGAAACGAUACCUCGACCGCAUGAACAAUGAUUUCCUCCAGGAGUACCGCCAGGGUGCCGAGGUCCACCGCCAGGUUCGCCAGUACGCACAGAAGAAUAUCCGGCCCGGCCAGACCCUGACGGAGAUCGCGGAGGGUAUCGAGGACUCCGUGCGCGCCUUGACCGGCCAUCAGGGUCUGGAGGAGGGCGAUAACAUCAAGGGCGGCAUGGGUUUCCCCUGCGGUCUGAGCAUUAACCACUGCGCGGCGCACUAUACCCCGAACGCGGGCAACAAGAUGGUCCUGCAGCAAGGGGAUGUGAUGAAGGUGGAUUUCGGGGCGCAGCUGAACGGUCGCAUUGUCGACAGCGCGUUUACCAUGUCGUUUGAUCCGGUGUAUGAUCCGCUGCUGGCAGCCGUCAAGGAUGCUACCAACACCGGUAUUCGGGAAGCUGGAAUUGAUGUCCGCAUGAGCGAUAUUGGUGCGGCUAUCCAAGAGGCCAUGGAGAGCUACGAGGUCGAGUUGAAUGGCACCAUGUACCCGGUGAAGUGCAUUCGCAACCUCAACGGACAUAACAUCGACCAGCACGUUAUCCAUGGCGGCAAGAGUGUACCUAUUGUCAAGAGCAGUGACCAGACGAAGAUGGAGGAGGGCGAGGUCUUUGCCAUCGAGACGUUCGGUAGUACCGGCAAGGGCUACGUGCGGGAAGAUAUGGAAACCUCGCACUACGCUCGGACACCAGAUGCACCUAAUGUGCCUCUGCGCCUCUCAUCGGCCAAGAAUUUGCUGAGCGUGAUCAACAAGAACUUCGGCACCCUGCCCUUCUGUCGGCGGUACCUGGAUCGGCUGGGCCAGGACAAGUAUUUGCUGGGCCUGAACAACCUGGUCUCAGCGGGCAUUGUGCAGGACUAUCCGCCUCUCUGCGAUAUCAAGGGCUCCUACACCGCCCAAUUUGAACAUACUCUUGUGCUGCGGCCGAACGUAAAGGAGGUGAUCAGCCGCGGCGACGACUAUUAA
Penicillium lagena is the source of this 1329-nucleotide messenger RNA. RefSeq names its product methionine aminopeptidase 2. NCBI's taxonomy places the organism in Eukaryota, Fungi, Ascomycota, Eurotiomycetes, Eurotiales, Aspergillaceae. The transcript is spliced from 6 exons. Gene Ontology annotation, molecular function: metalloaminopeptidase activity. The coding region runs from base 1 to 1329 and encodes 442 amino acids. Gene Ontology annotation, biological process: proteolysis. The record is from RefSeq and is a predicted model, not a curated record.